GGGGUUACCUGCGCGCAAGCGCGGUGACGUCGCGCCCUUGGCCAUCGCAGUCGGAGGUGCGUGCGCAGCGGUGGCGGGCGGGAGGGCGAGAGAAGCUUCUGGAAUAAUGUGAGGCGAUCGGGCAUUCAUGGGGGAAGAGCAGGGUACAGAGAUCUGGCAAUGUGCAGGGUGUGGUGGCCAUGUAACAGAUCCACGAACUCUGAUCAGAAUUGUAAAUAAAGUAUGGCACUCUUCCUGCUUCUGCUGCUGUGUUUGCUGUGAUCGUCUCAGCACUUGGUAUUAUGAAAAAGAUGGAAAGCUGUACUGUCACAAUGACUAUGGGUUAAAGUUUGGAGAGUCUUGUCAUGGCUGCUCUUUGGUAAUGACUGGUCCAGUGAUGGUUGCAGGUCAAUAUAAAUUCCACCCAGAGUGUUUUUCAUGUAUGCAUUGUAAGGUAAUAAUUGGAGAUGGAGAUACAUAUGCCCUUGUUCAGCGAUCAAAGCUCUUCUGUGGGACAUGUCAUAACCAGAUUGUCCUGUCGCCCAUGUUUGAAAGGCUCUUCCCUGAUUCACUACAGGAUUUAUUGCCUCACAUUUUGACUUUAGUUUCAAUCCCAGCAGCAACACAUGGAAAAAGAGGAUUCUCUGUUUCAAUUGAUGGUGAUAGCUCCACAACUGCUACAAGUGUCCAGAUUAACAAUGUUUCCAGGAUGCAGAUCAGUCCUGAUGUUCAGAAGGUGAUCCAUCCAGGAGACCGUGUCCUUGAAAUUAAUGGAACUCCCAUCCGUAAUCUAUUUGUGGAUGAGGUUGAAGAUCUUAUCCAGAAAACUAAUCAAUCACUACAGAUACUCAUUGAACACGAUCCAGUUCUUCAGGCACGAGAAGUACCAGAACAUUCUGCUUGCUCACUGUCUCCUUCAUCACUGCAACAUUGUAAAGAGACUCUAGCUGAUGAAGGUACCCUGAGGAGACGAUCCCUUAGGCGCAGUAACAGCACUUGCAAAUCUCCAGGACCUUCCUCGCCAACUGCACCCAUGCUAAACCGUGAGAUUAGCCGCUCGGAAUCUCUGCGAUCCAUAACAAGCUGCUCUCACCGAAUCUUCCGGCCUUGUGACCUGAUCCACGGUGAAGUACUUGGCAAAGGAUUCUUUGGUCAGGCUAUCAAGGUGACUCAUAAAGCCUCAGGAGAAGUAAUGGUGAUGAAGGAACUAAUACGGUGUGAUGAGGAAACUCAAAGAACGUUUCUAAAAGAGGUGAAAGUGAUGCGUGGUUUACACCAUACAAAUGUGUUGAGGUUUAUUGGCGUUCUGUACAAGGAUAAGAAACUGAAUCUGAUAACUGAAUAUAUAGAAGGAGGAACACUAAAAGACUAUAUCCGAAACAUGGAUCAUUUUCCGUGGGAAGAUCGUAUCAGCUUCGCCCGAGGAAUUGCAUCAGGAAUGACAUAUCUACACUCAAUGUGUAUCAUCCACAGGGACCUCAACUCUCACAACUGCCUGGUCAAACUGGACAAAUCUGUGGUGGUUGCUGACUUUGGACUAUCACGGCUGGUGGUUGAACACAAAAAGCCUCCCCAGGAAAAAACAUUACCGAGGAAACGAAUGUUGAAGAAGAUUGAUAGGAAAAAGCGCUAUACAGUCGUAGGAAAUCCAUAUUGGAUGGCCCCAGAAAUGAUCAAUGGUAAAAGCUAUGACGAAAAAGUGGACAUUUUCUCCUUUGGGAUUGUUCUGUGUGAGAUCAUUGGACAAGUUUAUGCUGAUCCAGAUUUCCUGCCAAGAUCAAUGGACUUUGGGUUAAACGUCGAUGCAUUUUUCGAAAAAUUUGUUCCUAAAGACUGUCCACCGGCCUUCUUCCCAUUGACUGUGGCUUGUUGUGAUCUGGAUCCAGAAAAAAGACCCCCAUUUUCCAAAUUGGAGGAUUGGUUUGAGGCACUAACAUUGUACUUGGAACUGAAGAUUCCUCUCCCUGCGGAAUUGGAGGAGCUCGACAGCCAGCUUCACAAAAGACGUGAACACAAAAGAACCAACAGUGAUCUUGGGAUUGAAAGCUAGUCUGUAGAGCAAUGCUACCUUCCUAAAGGGGAAUGUGUAUAGGUCACGUUUGAAUUGUUUUAAGCUGAAGCAGCCUGUCAGAAACAAGAAAGCAAUCCAUCUAUUUGCUUAAUGUUUCUUGGAUUUGCUGGGUGGAUGGGGUUCACGAAUAGACAAUGAUGGACCCAUAGCCUGGUGGUGGACUCUUAAAAUCAGUAGAUUUCUUCUAGUUUCUACUGUUGUGUUUACAGGAGCGGGGCUCUUGAAUUUAACCUGGACUUUUGCCAAGAAAGAAAAAGAAAGAAGGUGGUUUCUUUGUCUACAACAUUACAUGAGGAGGUUUCACUGGAACAAAACCAAAUGUAAGUGGGAGAUGUAUCCAUUGCAACCGAGUCAAGAUAUCUUAUUGUUCUGCUACAUUUUUCAAAACGAGCAUCAAUGAACUCGAUUAAUCCCACGACCCUUUUAUGGAAAAAGGUAACCCUCUGUUUUGGCACCUUAAUGUUUAUGAAGUGUUUGGGGAACAGGAAAAGGAGAGAUGUCAGAAUUCCUUGUGGAAGUAUGUCAUUUUCAAUCACUAAUUAUAUUCACAGGAAAUUAAAUCCUUAAGAAUAAAAUGACUGCACAUGGACUCUUAAGCAUUAAAUGAAAUGCAGUUUGUGGGAAGGCAACCCUUUCUGUAUAACAAAUUG
Messenger RNA from Callorhinchus milii (elephant shark), 2700 nucleotides. RefSeq names its product LIM domain kinase 2 (gene limk2). The coding region runs from base 128 to 2029 and encodes 633 amino acids. The transcript has 16 exons. The record is from RefSeq and is a predicted model, not a curated record. Gene Ontology annotation, molecular function: ATP binding; protein binding; protein serine/threonine kinase activity. Lineage: Eukaryota; Metazoa; Chordata; Chondrichthyes; Chimaeriformes; Callorhinchidae. Gene Ontology annotation, cellular component: cytoplasm; nucleus. Gene Ontology annotation, biological process: protein phosphorylation; actin cytoskeleton organization.